GGUUUGGAUGGAUCCUAGCAGAAGGCUGCGGUGCGGUUACUCUCCUUUUCUCCCAGUCCCGGGGAGGACGCGAUGUCUCCGGCCAAGCUCUCCUCCGCCUUCCUCGGCCGUAGUGGCUCCAGAACCAAUAGCCCCCUCCUCCUUUUCCGGCACCACCGCCUUGAUGGCCUCCUCUUCUUCUUCUCCUCCUCCACGGCCGCCGCCGGUGAUGGGGAGAAAUCGUCUCGACGACCCCAUUUUGUGGUCGAAUACCUCAUCAACUCGUGCGGCCUCUCCUCCACCGAGGCGUCCAAAGCCUCCAAAUCCCUCGCCCACCUCAAAUCCACCGAGAAGCCAGACGCCUUCCUCGGAUUCAUGAGAAGCCGAGGCUUCAACGACACGAGUCUCAGAAAGAUCGUAUCUUGCUACCCCAGAUGGCUCGCUUACGAUGCCGAAAGGUUCAGUCUUCAGCGCACAAUCCAGCCCCGGUUGGAGUUCUGGGCGCGCCUCCUCGGCUCCAAAGACCACCUCUCGAAGCUCCUCAAGAACUACUCACGGUUUCUCAGCACCAGCAUUGAGAAGACCGUCAUGCCCAACCUCUCAAGGCUGCGGGAAUGCGGCAUCUCGGAUCAAAAGACGGCUUUGGUAUUGCGCAAGUCCCCCAUUUUAAUCCUCCGAAGCCCCCAAAAUUUCGGAGAUUUGAUGGAGCGAGUCGAGAGGAUGGGAGUACCCCGCAGCUCGGGGAUGUUCUUGUGGGCUCUCUGGGCUAUCAACCUCAUCAGCGAAGCCAAAUUGGAUGCCAAACUGCGACUCAUGAAGAGUUUCGGGUGGUCAGAAGUCGAAUUCUUUGCUGCCUUCUGCAAGAGCCCACUAUUUGUAACAAAUUCCGAGGAAAUGUUGUCGGCCAGGAUGGCCUUUCUGGUGAAGGAAGUUGGUUACGAGCCAUCACAAGUUGCUCUCCGUCCAAAGCUCUUGAUGCAUAGCUUGGAGAGGAGGCUGAAACCUCGGCAUCGAGUCAUGCAGAUGCUGGAGGCGAGCGGGGUGCCUUGCGGGACAAAGCAGUUCAGCACUGUUAUGAGUCCUUCGGAGAAAUUGUUCAUGGAGAAGUAUGUCAUCCCACACAAGGAGAAGGUUCCAGGACUGUUAGAGAUGUAUCUUGCUGCAUGUGGCAAGGGAAGCACCACCUAACUUUGGGUAUUCUGAUGUGCAAGGACUUCUUUUUGCGUCCUCCGGGGAAUGCAAUGAGGUAUUGCAUUUGACUCUUUUAGUGAUUGUAUUGGCAAUGGUGUUAUCCAAACAUGUUUAGCUAAAGUUAUAUGAUUUGUGUAUCGACCUCUUAGCGAGUGUUGUUUCGAUGAUUUAUGCGUCAAGACAGUGAAUUAGACAAUUGUAUAAAAGAGAAUCCGAAAAGAUUGUAGUUCAACAGUUGAUUGAAGAUGUUAAUGUACACCCCU
Phoenix dactylifera (date palm) is the source of this 1433-nucleotide messenger RNA. RefSeq names its product transcription termination factor MTERF8, chloroplastic-like. Gene Ontology annotation, molecular function: double-stranded DNA binding. Lineage: Eukaryota; Viridiplantae; Streptophyta; Magnoliopsida; Arecales; Arecaceae. The record is from RefSeq and is a predicted model, not a curated record. Gene Ontology annotation, biological process: regulation of DNA-templated transcription.